Messenger RNA from Cebus imitator (Panamanian white-faced capuchin), 4192 nucleotides. It is a transcript of the gene IARS1, whose product is annotated as isoleucyl-tRNA synthetase 1. Lineage: Eukaryota; Metazoa; Chordata; Mammalia; Primates; Cebidae. Gene Ontology annotation, molecular function: aminoacyl-tRNA deacylase activity; isoleucine-tRNA ligase activity; tRNA binding. The transcript has 33 exons. The coding region runs from base 110 to 3745 and encodes 1211 amino acids. The record is from RefSeq and is a predicted model, not a curated record. Gene Ontology annotation, biological process: isoleucyl-tRNA aminoacylation.
CGUUGCAUCACCUCCGCGCGCCGGCUCACAGCUCUCUUGUCCGCGGGAUUGCUACUAGACUUGCUGGCCAGCGCGGCUAUCCAGGUACGCGGGGACCCUCAGCAACAAAAUGGUUCAACAAGUUCCAGAAAACAUAAAUUUUCCUGCUGAAGAAGAAAAAAUCUUGGAGUUUUGGACUAAAUUUAAUUGUUUUCAGGAAUGCUUAAAGCAAUCGAAACAUAAACCAAAAUUUACUUUCUAUGAUGGUCCUCCUUUUGCAACUGGACUGCCUCACUAUGGACAUAUACUUGCAGGGACAAUUAAAGAUAUAGUUACAAGAUAUGCUCACCAGAGUGGGUUUCAUGUUGACAGAAGAUUUGGAUGGGAUUGUCAUGGCUUACCUGUGGAAUAUGAAAUUGAUAAGACACUGGGAAUCAGAGGACCAGAGGAUGUGGCCAAAAUGGGGAUUACAGAAUAUAACAGUCAGUGCCGAGCAAUUGUGAUGAGAUAUUCUACUGAGUGGAAGUCUACAGUUACCAGACUUGGCCGAUGGAUUGACUUUGACAAUGACUACAAAACUCUGUAUCCAGAAUUCAUGGAAAGUGUCUGGUGGGUCUUCAAACAACUCUAUGAUAAAGGCCUUGUUUAUAGAGGUGUGAAAGUCAUGCCCUUCUCUACUGCAUGUAACACUCCACUUUCCAACUUUGAGUCACACCAGAAUUAUAAGGAUGUUCAAGACCCUUCAGUAUUUGUAACUUUCCCUUUGGAAGAAGAUGAAACUGUAUCUUUAGUUGCUUGGACAACCACUCCCUGGACUCUGCCUAGUAAUCUUGCCGUCUGUGUUAAUCCAGAAAUGCAAUAUGUGAAGAUUAAAGAUGUUGCCAGAGGAAAAUUGCUCAUUUUAAUGGAAGCCAGAUUGUCAGCCCUCUAUAAAUUGGAGAGUGACUAUGAGAUCCUUGAAAGAUUUCCUGGUGCCUAUCUUAAAGGCAAGAAGUACAGGCCCUUGUUUGACUAUUUUGUGAAGUGUAAAGAGAAUGGCGCUUUCACUGUGCUCGUUGACAACUAUGUGAAGGAAGAAGAAGGCACAGGGGUUGUCCACCAAGCUCCUUACUUUGGUGCUGAUGACUAUCGGGUCUGUAUGGACUUCAGCAUUAUUCGGAAAGACUCACUCCCCGUUUGUCCUGUGGAUGCAUCAGGCUGCUUCACAGCAGAGGUGACACAUUUUGCAGGACAGUAUGUGAAGGAUGCUGACAAAAGUAUCAUCAGGACUUUGAAGGAACAAGGCCGACUUCUGGUUGCCAGCACCUUCACUCACAGCUACCCUUUUUGCUGGAGAUCAGACACUCCCCUCAUUUACAAAGCAGUGCCCAGCUGGUUUGUACGAGUAGAGAACAUGGUGGACCAGCUCCUAAGGAACAAUGACCUGUGCUACUGGGUCCCAGAGUUUGUGCGAGAAAAACGAUUUGGAAAUUGGCUGAAAGAUGCACGUGACUGGGCAAUUUCCAGAAACAGAUACUGGGGCACCCCUAUCCCACUGUGGGUCAGCGAUGACUUUGAGGAGGUAGUAUGCAUUGGGUCAGUGGCAGAACUUGAAGAACUCUCGGGAGCAAAGAUCACAGAUCUCCACAGAGAGAGCAUUGACCACCUGACCAUUCCUUCACGCUGUGGGAAGGGAUCCUUGCACCGCAUCUCUGAAGUGUUUGACUGUUGGUUUGAGAGUGGCAGCAUGCCCUAUGCUCAGGUUCAUUAUCCAUUUGAAAACAAGAGGGAGUUUGAGGAUGCUUUUCCUGCAGACUUCAUUGCUGAGGGCAUCGACCAAACCAGAGGAUGGUUUUAUACCCUGCUGGUGCUGGCCACGGCCCUCUUUGGACAACCACCUUUCAAGAAUGUAAUUGUGAAUGGGCUCAUCCUGGCAAGUGAUGGCCAAAAAAUGAGCAAACGGAAAAAGAAUUAUCCAGAUCCAGUUUCCAUUCUCCAGAAGUAUGGUGCUGAUGCGCUCAGAUUAUAUCUGAUUAACUCCCCUGUGGUGAGAGCAGAAAACCUCCGCUUUAAAGAGGAGGGUGUGCGGGACGUCCUUAAGGAUGUUCUGCUCCCAUGGUACAAUGCCUACCGCUUCUUCAUCCAGAAUGUUGUGAGGCUUCAGAAGGAAGAAGAAAUAGAAUUUCUCUACAAUGAGAGCACAGUUAGAAAAAGCCCCAACAUUACGGACCAGUGGAUCCUGUCCUUCAUGCAGUCUCUCAUUGGCUUCUUUGAGACUGAAAUGGCAGCUUACAGGCUUUACACUGUGGUGCCUCGCCUUGUCAAGUUUGUAGAUAUUCUCACCAAUUGGUAUGUUAGAAUGAACCGCAGAAGAUUAAAGGGUGAAAAUGGGAUGGAAGAUUGUGUCAUGGCCCUAGAAACCUUGUUUAGUGUUCUGCUCUCUCUUUGCAGACUUAUGGCUCCCUAUACGCCUUUUCUCACCGAAUUGAUGUACCAGAAUCUAAAGGUGCUGAUUGACCCUGUUUCUGUUCAAGACAAGGACACACUCAGCAUCCACUACCUCAUGCUGCCCCGUGUUCGAGAAGAAUUGAUUGAUAAGAAAACAGAGAGUGCAAUAUCUCGGAUGCAGUCUGUGAUCGAACUUGGACGAGUGAUCAGAGACCGCAAAACUAUUCCCAUAAAGUAUCCUUUGAAAGAAAUUGUGGUUAUCCAUCAAGAUCCAGAAGCUCUUAAAGAUAUCAAGUCUUUGGAGAAGUAUGUCAUUGAGGAAUUGAAUGUUCGAAAAGUUACAUUGUCUACAGAUAAAAACAAGUAUGGCAUUCGGCUAAGGGCAGAACCAGAUCACAUGGUCCUGGGGAAGCGUCUGAAGGGAGCGUUUAAGGCAGUGAUGACGUCCAUCAAGCAGCUGAGCAGUGAGGAGCUGGAGCAGUUCCAGAAGACUGGGACCAUUGUUGUGGAAGGCCAUGAAUUGCAUGAUGAAGACAUCCGCCUCAUGUACACCUUUGAUCAGGCCACAGGUGGGACUGCACAGUUUGAAGCACACUCAGAUGCUCAGGCUUUGGUCCUCUUAGAUGUCACUCCUGACCAGUCAAUGGUGGAUGAAGGAAUGGCUCGGGAAGUCAUCAAUCGCAUACAGAAACUUCGCAAAAAGUGCCAUCUGGUUCCAACUGAUGAAAUCACAGUGUAUUACAACACGAAGUCUGAAGGAAGAUAUCUGAAUAACAUUAUUGAAAGCCACACAGAAUUCAUAUUUGCCACCAUAAAGGCUCCCUUGAAACCAUAUCCAGUUCCUCCAUCAGAUAAAAUCCUUAUUCAAGAAAAAACACAGUUGAAGGGAUCCGAACUGGAAAUUACACUUACCAGAGGAUCUUCCCUUCCUGGUCCUGCUUGUGCAUAUGUCAAUCUUAACAUUUGUGCAAAUGGCAGUGAACAAGGUGGAAUAUUGUUUCUGGAAAAUCCAAAAGGUGAUAAUAGGUUGGACCUUUUAAAACUGAAGAGUGUUGUCAGUAGCGUUUUUGGUGUGAACAAUGCAGACCUGGCUGUCUUCCAUAAUGAAACAGAAAUACAAAACCAAACCGACUUACUGAGUCUUAGUGGAAAAACACUUUGUGUGACUGCAGGAUCGGCUCCCUCUCUGAUCAGCAGUUCUGGCACUCUUCUUUGUCAGUAUGUCAACCUGCAGCUCCUGAAUGCAGAGCCACAAGAAAUUACAGAAGACAUCCCCAUGAAGACUUUGAAUAUGAAGACUGUGUAUGUUUCUGUAUUACCAACAACAGCAGACUUUUAGCAUGCACUUAUUAUCAGUGUUCAGUUGGCCUUUCCCUACUUACGCCCAUCCCCAUACAUAUGUGCACAUAGACACACACGUGAACACACUGAAGAUAUUUCCUUCAGGUGCAUGUAAAAUAUGCUGCUUGGAUUGAAAUUCAAAUGGAAUUGAUCAGUCAAGUAACUUGAGACCUCACAGUAAUCUUCACACUUAACCUUAGACACCUAUGCAGUCAUGUUGGGAGCAGCACCACAGUUUAUUUCUAUACUUGAGUUCUUAAGUACAGAAGGUAGAAGCAAUUUAAAUGGUAUAGCAUAUAUAUCAUUUUUUGGCCUUUUAAAAUUUAUUUAAGACCUCUUGAUGAAAUGGACAUGUUAUAUAUUUCUGCCACCUGGAUUUUCCUGGGUAAUUUGAUGGAAUAUUUUAAGUUUCAGUAAAUCAGAACAAUAAACUCAGAUAUAAAAA